UAGGAGCUCCGGAGACAGAGAGAGAGAGAAACAGACAGGAGGAGAGAGAGAGGGAGAGAGGGAACGGGACAAUUAAACGGACUUUUCAUCGGCUUUAUAGCGAACAUUAAACACCGGCGGAGGUCGGGAGACAGAGAGAAAUACUGUGAGGAGGAGAGACAGAGGGGGCAGGCGACUUUCUCUGAAGUUGAAGCCAGAAUAAUUUCGCCAGUGAACUGCCAGAGGAAGAGGAGACAACGAGCUGUGUAUUUUGGAUUUGUCAAACGAGGGAGGAGGGUAGGGGGGGAGACACGGGUUCGCGUAUGGCCAAAUGUUCUCCAGUUAGCUAAAUGAACAAAAGUUGAAGUUCGGCGUCGUGGCAGUCGGUAAAUGUUGUGACAUUUCAGGAGAGCAUAAAUUGCUCCAGCGGUCGACGGUCGAGUGGCGGGGUAAAAACCCGAGCUGUCAAACCCGAUGACUACUGCAAACUGCCCCGGGAAUGAGGAGCUGGACUUCAGACUGAUCUUCGGAGAGGACGGGCAGCAGCAGCCCUUAGGCCCCGCAGGUCAGUGUGUUUCAUACAAUCUGGAGCCUGAUGACAACACAUCGUUCUACAUCCUAAAUGUGGGCCAGCCCCAGUCUAUGGUCACCAACCACCAGUCUAUUGGCCUGCCUCGUCAUGGCAUGCAGUCCCACUCGCAGGUCAUCAGCACUUCCCCGCGCUUUCAGUCACACAAACCAGGAUCUGAGCCUCCAAGCUAUGAGGUACACGACUCCAAGUACGGCACCUCCCCCCUGCUGCCGUCUGCUCCCGUGGAGGCACCGAAGGCCUUUGAGUGCCCCAGUAUCCAGAUCACCUCUAUCUCCCCCAGCUGUCAGCAGGAGAUGGAUGCCAAUGAGGAGGAUCUGAGGGCCAAUGGCCCCGACGGGGAGUACCACGGUGACAGGCCCCUAUCCAGAGACCACCUGUAUCUGCCCCUGGACCACUCCUACCGGGACUCUUCGCUCAGCCCUAGCCCAUGCAGCAGCCUUUCCUCUAGGAGCUGGUUCUCUGAUGCCUCCUCCUGUGAAUCAUUCUCACAUGUCUAUGAUGAUGUUGACUCAGAGCUAAAUGAAGCGGCCGCCCGGUUCACCCUGGGCUCCCCUCUUACUUCCCCAGGCUGCACCUCCCCUCAAACCAGCGGCGGAGUUUUGGAGGAGCAGCCUCACUGGCAGCACCAGCACCCUGCCUUUGUGCACCACUCCCACUCCAUCACUCUGUCACCCCGACAGUCCCCUUGCCACUCGCCACGCACCAGCGUCACCGAUGAAAAUUGGCUUAGCCCGCGGCCACCUUCCAGGCCCUCCUCACGUCCCACCUCACCCUGUGGGAAGAGGCGCCACUCUAGCGCCGACAUCUGCUACCCCACCUCAUUGUCUCCUCAUCACUCACCCACACCCACACCAGGACCUUCACCUAGGGGCAGCGUGACGGAGGACACCUGGGUUGGCAGUCCUUCUGUAGGAAUGUCACCGUUCCAGUGCUGCCCUUCUGAGGCAGACAUCCCAUCCAAGACAAGGAAGACCUCACAGGACAGAACAGCAAUGCAGACUGGAAAAGGGGAUCUGGGGCUAGAUGACCAAGGAAAUAUGUCUCCUAAUCUAGACUCCCCUUCAGAUGAGGCCCUGCACAGCCUGAAGAAGGAUGGGCCUGGGGAACAGUUCCUCUCAGUGCCCUCUCACUUCUCAUGGAAUAAACCCAAGCCUGGUCAUACUCCUAUAUUCAGAACCUCCUCACUGCCUCCCCUAGAUUGGCCGCUGCCAAGCCAGUUUGGCCAGUAUGACCUGAAGAUAGAGAUGCAACCCAAAGCCCAUCACCGAGCGCACUAUGAGACCGAGGGCAGUCGAGGAGCUGUCAAAGCAGCGUCCGGUGGCCACCCAAUCGUCAAGCUCAUUGGCUACAGUGAGAAGCCCGUCAACCUGCAGAUGUUCAUCGGAACAGCAGACGACCGUUACUUGAGGCCGCACGCCUUCUACCAGGUGCACCGGAUCACCGGGAAAACCGUAGCCACGGCCAGCCAAGAAAUUAUCGUCUCCAGCACCAAAGUUCUCGAAAUUCCUCUCCUGCCCGAAAACAACAUGACAGCCAGUAUCGACUGUGCUGGCAUCCUGAAGCUGCGGAACUCGGACAUUGAGCUGCGGAAGGGGGAGACGGAUAUAGGAAGAAAGAACACACGGGUCCGUGUGGUGUUCCGAGUGCACAUCCCUCAACCCAACGGGAAGGUGUUGUCGCUGCAGGCUGCCUCUAUUCCUGUGGAGUGCUCCCAGCGUUCAGCUCAAGAGCUGCCCCAGGUUGAGAAAUCCAGCCUGACCAGCUGUCUGGUCAGCGGGGGAGAAGAGAUGGUCAUCACUGGCUCUAACUUCUUCCCAGAGUCCAAGGUCAUCUUCCUGGAGAAAGGCCCUGAUGGACGUCCACAAUGGGAAGUUGAGGCAAAAAUAAUCCGUGAGAAAUCUCAAGGAUUGUGCAUUGUGGUGGAGGUCCCUCCCUACCACAGUAAGACUGUGGGCUCAGCUGUGCAGGUGCAGUUUUAUGUCUGCAAUGGCAAACGGAAAAGGAGCCAAUCACAACGCUUCACCUACCUUUCAGUCAUGGUGAAACAGGAGCACAGAGACGAGCUGGACCUUCCUGCAGUACCCCCUAUGUCCAUGCCCCUGGCACAUGCUGCCAGUCUGGUGCGCACCCAGCUGCCUUCUCCUGAGCAGGGCCACCCAUCGGACAACCUUCUGUCCAGCUCCCCUCACGGCCUGGCCACGGGCUCCGGACCUGGCCUGCUACCCUUGCAGCCCCCCUGCCCCUCUUUGGGCUCCCCGUCUUUCCAGCACCUGCCUCACCUCCAGGGUCGCAGUUUGCACCACCCCCCUGCAGACUGCCACAUGACGUUCCACUCGAGCUCUGCUCCUGCUCCUCUUCCUGCUCCCCCCCGGCCCUCCUACCAGCCUAUGCAGCACAGCCACAGUCACUGUCAUAGCCUGCCCUUCAACGGCCAGUCCAGCCUUCCUCCUCAGGGCUAUGAGAGGAUGCCCUUUCAGCACAGCCCCAGUGCAGCUUCACACCCAAUGGGCAUGGGAAUGGUGUAUCCUUCCUCCCCUUGCUCCUCGCCAUCAGCUCCCUCUUCUUCAACCACCAACCCCAUUGCUGGGUCUCCCCAGAGCCAGCAGCCCCUGCUCACCCCCUCAUCCCCACACCUCCAUACACUCGGAGGCUAUCACUGCUCCCCAAAUCCCACCCAGGUGCCCUCUCCCAGUGGCCACCCCCUUGUGGGGCAGCACACCACUCAACUGCAGAGGGCUAUGGGGUACCACCCGGUAAGUCAAAGGUCAGCCUCCUGCCCCACACCGUCAAGCGCUCCUCCUCCACGGAUGAUCCCCUCUCCGCACUCUGGGCCUUCCUCCCCUCAGCUCCACUCGCUGCCCUACCAGUCUCCCACCUCAUCCUCCCCCACCUCAGCUGGAAGUCCUCUGGGGCCCCUGCAACAGCAGCAUUCAGGACAGCCUUCUCCCCAGGCUACAAGCCCGGUCAUGGCCAGCCUGUCCCCGGCAGCAGGGCCUCUGGUUCAUCCUCUAAGCCCGCAGGGGCCCUUCCCCUCGGAUGGAGAGAGGCUGAACAUCAAACAGGAGCCAGAGGAAAGGGAGCCCACGUUCCGCUCCAUCGGCCUACAGGACAUCACGCUGGACGAUGUGAAUGAAAUCAUCGGCAGAGACAUGUCCCAGUCUCCCAGCGCUCACGGUCCUCCGUCAGCACACAACCAGUCAUAGCUCAGCCCACACUCAGGCCCUGACGCAGCCUUUUGGGUCAUGAACCGUCCCCUCCAGCUAACCCUGCAAACCCCACAACACUGACUGUGGACCCCGGUCCCGGUCUAGGUGCUGGUCCGGCUGCUGGUCCUGUGUGCGAUGGGACAUAAGGGCAGGAAGAAAUAAAAAAUAAAAAAAAGACGGUGGUCAAAGACAGAAGAGCGGUUGGAGAUUCUGUUAAAGCCUCAUGGAGCUGCUAGACCACCAGCCUGACAAGAAGACAAGCUUAUGUGUCUCCUCUGAAUAUAUCUAAAACUCUACUAUUCCUCUCAGUUAGAGAUAGAGAUACGGAACUCGCAACUUUGCGCAGAUUAAACUGAAAGCCGAGUGAGAGAAUGUAGGUUGAAAUGGUUGGAGAAUAAUGAGGAUUAAUGAGAUUGUCAACACGUGAGCUGUCCCUCUUCAUUAGGUGUGCGCCUGACCUUUCAAAGCACUGCUGUCUUCCUGACCAAUCAGCUCUCUCCGUGAGUUCGGAGCACUUACUUUUUCAAAUAACUUUCUGUAUCGGAGACAAUACGGCAGCGUGUGUUGUCGUCCCCCCCCCCUUCUCACCAGCAAUUACCUUCAUGAAUGAAGACGUCUCGAGAGACAGAGAGAGAGACAGAGAGAGAGAGAGAGAGAGCGCACGGUGCUCUCACAGGAAGCCAGAGCUAGGAUUCAAAACCGGUCUGAAGGUGGUUUCAGUUCUCUGAAGUUAAAGAGUUUCUCAGGCGAAAAUUUCUAUAAACAGCAGGAUACCGAAACUCCCAGCAUGCUACAGAACAUUGGUGAUUGCCUGAGCGAGCAUCAGCAAAAGUGGGGCAUGAUGUGGCAAAAAUGAAUCACACUUGUGAUUCACACUUGACAUUUUAGGGUUAAAGAAUUCUGGGAAAAUAAAUGAUUAGCCAAAAAAUUGCUCGGCCUGAACGUUGAGAGUAGUUCCUGUCCGGUCCCAGUGUUUGUGCUCGUGGUUAGUGAUGACAGCACCGUCCGCUCCUUGUUUUUCUCCCUUAUAAAAGCUAAAACCAUUCAGGUGCUGGAGUGCAGGGAAACUGGUAGGGAGGAUGAGCUGAUCUGGGAUCUGCAACCUGCAACAUUCCGACAACUUUUAGUAACCAUGCAGCCAUGUAGAUAUCUGUACAUGACCCCCCUCUCCUCCCCCCUCCUUCCUUCUUUCUCUUCUGUUUUAUCUUUACCCCCCCCCCCCUUUUAUCCUCUUCAAGUUGAACAAAUGCCUUAUUAACACUUAGCAGCUUUGAAUGGUAGCGAAAGCUUUUUGUUGUUGUGUUGUUGUUGUUGUUUUGCACAGCUGGCUUUGAGUUUGACUGUAAUAUUCUUUGGGAAACAGAUUUGAGUCAUGUGGAUAUGAUUUCAUGCGUCCUGAGGAGGGAUGGUUUCAGUUCGCCCUCUUGAUCAUGUUCAUCCACAGAUCACAGAAGAGGCCUGUUAUUUCCACGUUACAGAGAAGUGUUUUUAUGAACCCACAGAGACGGACCUCUCCGCUUCGGAAAAUUUCUUUUCAUGCAAUAAUUCUCCAGAUCCCAGGGGCCCCUCGUGUGCCUUCUCAUUUCUAACAGCCACCAUAUUUUGUGAUGGUAUGGCAAUCUAGGCGACAUAUAAUGGGAAAUAAUCUGACAAAACGUUUGGAGGUAUUUUAUACUUAAAGAUGUCUAUAUAUUCCAUUUGUGUGUUGAACAAUCCCAAAGGGUGGAGAACAGCGUCUGGAUGUAACAGGGUUCCUGUUCCUUCCACAUCCCGUUUGCAACAAUCGAUGUUUGCUGUUCCCAAUCUAAAUACUUCUCCUUAACUGUCUCCAGAAUGGUGUCUAUUUCUCCAUGAUGUAUUCAUUAAUAUUAUAAGAUUCUGACAGACAUGCAGGGCCUGUAGGGCAGCAAUAACACAGUCUGGAGGAGAGAGUGUUUUCAGGCAGAUGCGACGCGUGGAUGCGGACGGACAGAUUCCCGGGUGCAGAUUCCCUUUGGCUGUUUUGCCUUAAGCUUGACAAUGUUGCUCCUGCAUGAGAGAGCUAAGGAGUGUUUGCUUUUGACAGCUUGAAGUCAGUUUCCAGGUGAAAAUGAUUCUGCUAUGCAUUAAAAUUCUGCCUAAUGCCUUUAAAAAUGAGAAAAAAAUAAGAGAAAAAAAGACCUUGAUGCCUAUAGAAGUAGACUGUAGACUUAUUGUAGAUGCUUGAUUGAUUCUGUUAGCAUCCUGGAGUUGCCCAUCAGCCAAUCUGCCUUGUCAAGGACGUAGUGCAAGCAUCUUAAUAGGUUCAGGUGUGUGUGCGUGUGUGUGUAUGUGUGUAUGGAUGGAUGGUGUUUGUACCAAAUAUGCUGUACAGAAGACAGGAAUUGUAAGAGUCCUAUUUUCAACAACAGAAGCACACACAUGUAUUUAGGCUAUGCAAACUAUAACAGCAGCAAAGGUGAUAUACGACAUUAAAGAUGAAAAAUGAGA
Messenger RNA from Morone saxatilis (striped sea-bass), 6246 nucleotides. It is a transcript of the gene nfatc3a, whose product is annotated as nuclear factor of activated T cells 3a. The transcript is spliced from 10 exons. Gene Ontology annotation, cellular component: transcription regulator complex. The coding region runs from base 454 to 3774 and encodes 1106 amino acids. Gene Ontology annotation, molecular function: DNA-binding transcription factor activity, RNA polymerase II-specific; RNA polymerase II cis-regulatory region sequence-specific DNA binding; transcription factor binding. The record is from RefSeq and is a predicted model, not a curated record. Gene Ontology annotation, biological process: regulation of transcription by RNA polymerase II; calcineurin-NFAT signaling cascade; cytokine production. Lineage: Eukaryota; Metazoa; Chordata; Actinopteri; Moronidae.